This is a messenger RNA of Rotaria socialis, 888 nucleotides long. NCBI's taxonomy places the organism in Eukaryota, Metazoa, Rotifera, Eurotatoria, Philodinida, Philodinidae. The record is from the annotation of a GenBank genome assembly.
AUGGCUUCAUCAUUAGAAAAUAAUUUAAAAAAUCUAUGUUAUCCUCUAACCUCAAUAGAAAUGGCAAGUACUCUUCAACAGCUUAAUAUUAGAAUAAAUAACUUUGCUCCCCGUCGUAUUCAUCAUAUCACAUAUAUAUUGAAUCGUAUUUUUGAAACAAAAUUUUCAAUGGAACAAAUAAAAAUUCGCCUUGAAAAUUGGGAACUGAUUUUACCGAUUUAUAAAUAUUUUUAUAAUUAUUAUAUUCGUCCUGAUGGACAAAAAAUGUUAACUAUACAUCCUGACGAUGAAGUUUUUAUUGUUUUCUCCAACUAUGGAUAUGAAAAACGUCUUCUAAUGCAAAUUGAUAGUGAUAUUUUGUUCAAACAUUGUGGUUUUUCAAAGUGUACUAAUGCUUUUAAUCAUUUAAAUUAUAAAUUCGAAAAGAAAGAGGAAGAACUUAUGGACCGUUUUCAUCUUCAAAAAACAUGGUUUCUUUGGCGUCUUGGUAAUUUUUGCAUUACAGAAAAUUUUCGAAUACCUGUUCCCGAUCAACAAGAUUUCCAGACGAUGCUUCUUGAAUUGUUACCGUUUGUGAAACAGUUGUUCACUGAAAAAUGGGGUAAAAGAGAUUAUCAUGCUUUUUGUGAAGGAAACUGUGGUGCCACUAUUGUACUUGAUGGACAUCAAAAAGCUACGAGGAGAGUUUGUGCGAUCAAAAAGGUAUCGGUUCCUAGUAAUGACGGGCCAAUUCGUGAUGUUAAAGUAGGAUGUUCAGCUACACCUGUUUUCAAAAGUAAAAAAUGUCGGGAACACUUACUGUCUACUGAUAAUGAUAACGGCGAACCAGAAGUUUCAAAUAUUCGUCUUCCUCGAACAGUCGUAAUGUCAGAAUCCAAAGGGAAUUAG